AUGAGUCACUCACUCCCUCGCUAUCAGCAGCUCAAUGCUGUCCACACCUCCACCCCAGAGAAGAACUUUGACACCGCCAAUCCUGGCUAUAUCCGCAAAUACCUUCGCACAUAUGGCCUUACGCCACCCCAUGUUGAUAGCUACGAGGUUCAAAAAACAAGAUGUAAACAAUCCAUCCUUACCGCAAUGUCACGAUUGGGCCCAGUGAGCUCACCAGACGCAGGCACUGACACCAUUGAUCUACACUCCUGUGGUUGGAGAAGCUUGUCUGAAGUGGUCGGAGAUUUACCAACAACCCGAAGUUAUGAGGAUCGCGGGAACAUUGCGGCCAUUCUAAAUAACUGGCCUCAACCCAACGUGGAGAUCACAUGCAUAACCGACGGCUCGAGAAUUCUUGGAUUGGGUGACCUCGGCAUCAAUGGCAUGGGUAUCCCCAUUGGCAAGCUUGCACUCUAUACUGCCUGUGCUGGCAUUCGACCUGAAGCUACGCUUCCGCUCACAUUAGACUUGGGCACAAGCAACAAGGCUCUGAGAGAAGACCCCCUAUAUAUGGGAAGCCGCAGGGACAAGGUCACUCCUGCACAAGAACUUGAAUUCCUAGAUGAGUUGAUGGUUGCUCUAACAGAAAAAUGGCCAGGUAUCGUGGUCCAGUUCGAAGACUUCAAGAACCCUUUCCCCGCCCUUGAGCGGUAUCGUCACAAGUAUACUAGCUUUAACGACGAUAUCCAAGGAACUGGAGCUGUCAUCCUGGCUGGUGUGAUGAAUGCUGUCAAAAAAUCUGGAAUUCCUCCACGGAAUCACAAAGCCGUGUUCUUGGGAGCCGGUAGUGCUGGUGUCGGCGUUGCCAAGCAAAUUGUUGAUUUCUUUGUUCGCGAGGGAAUGAGCGAAGACGACGCCCGGGCCUGCUUCUAUCUUGUCGAUACCAAAGGCCUCGUGACAGCUGACCGUGGCGACAAGUUGGCGCCACACAAGGUAUACUUUGCAAGAACGGAUAAUGCCGGUCAACAGUUCAAAACCCUGGAAGACGUUGUGAACUACGUUAAACCUACUAUGCUCAUGGGAUUGUCUACUCUUGGAGGCGUUUUCACGCCGCAGAUCCUGAAGAAGAUGAGUGAUUGGAAUAGAACUCCCAUCAUUUUCCCUCUGUCGAACCCUUCGGCCAAUUCGGAAUGUAACUUUGAGUCCGCUAUUGUCAACACUGAUGGCCGCUGUCUCUUUGCUUCCGGGUCUCCAUUCCAGCCGUUUUCCUACACAAACCAUGCCGGUGAAACCAAGACCCAUUAUCCCGGCCAAGGUAUUGGACUAGGGACCAUUCUCUCCAAGGCAGUGGAAAUCACCGAUAGCAUGAUCUACGCAUCCGCGCAGGCGCUUUCCACCGCGUUGACAAAGGAAGAAACUGAUCUAGGGCUCCUCUACCCCGACAUUACCAGGAUUAGGGAGGUCAGCGUGACCGUUGCGCGUGGAGUGAUCCGCGCAGCUCAGGAUGCCAAGGUUGAUCGUGAAACCGGGAUCCGCUCUCUCUCUGAUUCUGACCUGGAUGCUUGGAUCAAGACCCGAAUGUACAAUCCUCAUGGCGAGACCCAGUCUUUGGAGAAAGAAGUUGGUCUUCUCCUUUCUUCCAUCGGCCGGUUUACUAUGAGCACGGUCCAACCAGACGAUUCAAAGCUGAAACAUUUGUUAUACUACUUUGCUGUCUCGAGGGACCUCGGCGCCUUGAUCGCUAGAGCCAUCCCACCACCUUGGGCGCCCGAGCACGAGUGGAGCACAAUAGGUCCUACGCCACGUGGCGAAGAAGAGAUCCGGCGAGAGCUCUCCCCUGAAGAAGCGUUGGAGAGCCGGGGCCAGGAUCUCCACAUGUCAGGCUGUCAAGGCGGUUAG
Messenger RNA from Uncinocarpus reesii 1704, 1878 nucleotides. RefSeq lists its product as uncharacterized. The transcript is spliced from 8 exons. Gene Ontology annotation, molecular function: malate dehydrogenase (decarboxylating) (NAD+) activity; NAD binding. The record is from RefSeq and is a predicted model, not a curated record. The coding region runs from base 1 to 1878 and encodes 625 amino acids. Gene Ontology annotation, cellular component: mitochondrion. NCBI's taxonomy places the organism in Eukaryota, Fungi, Ascomycota, Eurotiomycetes, Onygenales, Onygenaceae. Gene Ontology annotation, biological process: malate metabolic process; pyruvate metabolic process.